Nelumbo nucifera (sacred lotus) is the source of this 2465-nucleotide messenger RNA. The record is from RefSeq and is a predicted model, not a curated record. Lineage: Eukaryota; Viridiplantae; Streptophyta; Magnoliopsida; Proteales; Nelumbonaceae.
CCUCGAUUGCAACGAUCACAAACAACCAAACUGCCGAAAGCAUCCAACCUAUUCUUCUUCCUUUGAAGGAAAGAAAAAACGAGGAAGAAAAAGGAAACCAAAAAGCUGAAGCAGAAUAAUCCAAACAGAACCAGAAAAAAAGGCAUUUUCUCCAGCUCCACCUCUACGGUCUACCACCUUCGGAGUUUUCUCUCUCAUCAUAUUUAUUAGUAUCCGUACACGGCUUUGGAUCGCUGUUGCUACUUCAUUAGAAGCGGAAAUGUUAAUCCGCCAAUUUUCUAUAGCUGGUGCGCGAUCUCUGUUCGAGGAAAUGGAUGAAUGAAGCUUCUCUUGGUAUUGGUAAUGACCUAUCUCAAUUGCUCCGGUUCGAGUUUCCUAGCAUCGGAUAUGGUUGGUUGAAGCUAAGGUAGAAGCUCUACAAGUUAAUUAAGAUUUUUGAUUUUGCUGGGUGGUUCUGAUUUCUUGAGCAUUUGCGGAACAAUGUCGUUCUUUGUGGGGUUGUUUUUCGGAAUUGCUCUCGGUGUUGGCCUGAUCGUGGCUUUUGUCCAUUCCGAGAAUAUCCGUUCAAAACGCCGCUCUGAAUUGGCGACAACGGUGGCGGCUUUCUCGAAGAUGACAGUGGCAGAUUCGAGGAAGAUUCUUCCAGCGGAACAUUACCCUUCGUGGGUUGUUUUCUCACAGCGACAGAAGUUAACUUGGCUUAACCUUCAGCUUACGAAGAUAUGGCCAUAUGUCAACGAGGCGGCAUCUGAGCUGAUAAGAAAUUCUGUUGAGCCAGUUCUCGAGCAAUAUAGACCGGCCAUCUUAGCUUCUCUUAAAUUUUCAAAGUUGACUCUAGGUACUGUGGCUCCACAGUUUACAGGAGUUUCAAUUAUUGAAGAUGGAAGUGAUGGCAUUACCAUGGAAUUGGAGUUGCAGUGGGAUGGAAACCCAAGUAUCAUACUUGAUAUCAAGACUUUACUUGGAGUGGCACUACCAGUGCAGGUCAAAAAUAUUGGCUUCACUGGAGUCUUCAGGUUAAUCUUUAAGCCACUGGUUGAUGAGUUUCCUUGUUUUGGAGCUGUUUCUUAUUCUUUGAGGGAAAAGAAAAAGCUGGAUUUUACGCUUAAAGUUAUUGGUGGUGAUAUAUCAACAAUUCCUGGGCUGUAUGAUGCCAUUGAGGGAACAAUUCGUGAUGCCAUUGAGGAUUCCCUAAUAUGGCCAGUUCGGAAAGUUGUUCCUAUUUUACCUGGGGAUUAUAGUGAUCUAGAGUUAAAGCCUGUUGGGACGUUAAAUGUGAAGCUUGUUCAAGCCAAGGAAUUAACAAAUAAAGAUAUCAUUGGGAAAUCUGAUCCAUAUGCUGUAUUAUACAUACGCCCAUUACGUGACAGAAUGAAAACCAGCAAAACAAUUAACAACCAGUUAAAUCCAAUCUGGAAUGAACACUUUGAGUUUAUAGUUGAAGAUGCAUCUACUCAAAACUUAGUAGUAAAAAUUUUCGAUAAUGAAGGAGUUCAGUCAUCUGAAUUCAUUGGAUGUGCUCAGUUGCCGCUAAAUAGUCUUGAGCCUGGUAAAGUGAAGGAUGUGUGGUUGAAAUUGGUCAAAGAUUUGGAAAUCCAGAGAGAUAAUAAAAAUAGGGGUCAGGUUCACUUGGAGCUUUUGUAUUGCCCUUUUGGCAUGGAAAAUACGUUUAUAAACCCUUUUGCUCCCCAGUUCUCAAUGACCUCCUUAGAGAAGGUCCUUACGAGUGGGGCUAAUGGAACUGAGGUUGGUGAUAUUACAAGAUCAGCAACACAGAAGAGAAAGGAGGUUAUUGUGAGAGGAGUGCUUUCAGUGACAGUAAUAUCUGCUGAAGAUUUGCCAGUGGUGGAUUUGAUGGGAAAGGCUGAUCCCUAUGUUGUUCUCCAUAUGAAGAAAACCGAAACAAAGAACAAAACUAGGGUUGUGAAUGAAACCCUCAACCCAGUUUGGAAUCAAACCUUUGACUUUGUUGUGGAGGAUGCUUUGCAUGAUAUGCUAAUAUUGGAGGUUUGGGACCAUGAUACAUUUGGAAAGGACUACAUGGGGAGAUGCAUCUUGACACUCACUAGAGUUCUAUUAGAAGGAGAAUACGCAGAUAGCUUCCCCCUAGAUGGGGCUAGGUCUGGAAAGCUGAAUUUGCAUCUGAAGUGGUCAGCACAACCAAUAUACAGGGAUUCCUGAUAGAUGAGUGCAUUGUAUACUGUGAAUCUUAAUUUUCCUGGCAUGGACUCCUUGCUCCAGAGAAAAAUGUGUAGAAGAAAAUUUACUCUCAGCUGCAGUACCUUUUUUUGAAUUUGAGGUGCAUUUGUUCCUACAGAUGCUAAAUCUUUAGGGGCUCGUGUAGAAAACUUAGAGUGGUGAUUUAUUUUUUGUAACCUGAAAAUUUUCUUGUGAGGUGUGAUAAAUGGAAAAUCUUGUAUUGUGCAGAUCAAGGUAUGGGUAUAUAUAUUUUUCACCUUCUAUGC